Messenger RNA from Erythranthe guttata (spotted monkey flower), 3469 nucleotides. It is a transcript of the gene CR4, whose product is annotated as crinkly4. Gene Ontology annotation, biological process: protein phosphorylation. Gene Ontology annotation, molecular function: ATP binding; protein kinase activity; protein binding. The record is from RefSeq and is a predicted model, not a curated record. Lineage: Eukaryota; Viridiplantae; Streptophyta; Magnoliopsida; Lamiales; Phrymaceae.
UUAAAUUUAUAGUUUUGACCAACUUAUUGUAUAAAAAGUAAAAACACAUACAUAAUUAUAGAUUAUAGUUAAGAAAGGUGAAUUAAGAGUAAAAUAUAUUUAAUUACAAAGGAAAAUUUAAAAAAAUCCAUAAAUAGCUCAACUCCAUCAAACAAUGCAUUAAAUGCGAGCGUGACAUCCAGCGGUGCCUGCAUACGCUUUAUUACAUAAGGAUAAACACAGACCGUUGGAUUGAUACUCGACAAAUCUCCACCGUCAGAUUCAUAUUAAAUGCUCCCACCAGCCUCUUUCCCUCCUCUCUCUUCUCUCUCUCUCCAACACAAACACACACACAACACACAGUGAAACGCUUCAGCCACCUUCACCAGUCACCACCACCAUCUCCUCCGGCAAAACCUAACCCCGUCGGAUAUCAUAAAAUCAAACCCAUACUUGAUCCGAGAAAACACGUGAACUUUCAAAAAGAUGAAGCAGAGGAAAAAUCCGAUGAUUUAUUUGCUGUUAUUUACCUAUUUCUGCUGUGGAGUAUCCAGUUUGGGAUCAAUGUCGUCCAUCGCCAUUUCAUACGGAGAAAACGGACCCGUAUUCUGCGGGUUAAAAUCCGACGGCUCGCAUUUAGCCAGCUGCUACGGCUCAAACCCCGCCAUCGUUCAUGCAACCCCAAAUUACUCGCCCUUCCUCGGCUUAACCGCCGGCAGCGGCUUCGUCUGUGGGCUUCAGAUGGACUCAAAUCAGCCCUUCUGCUGGGGGAGCACCGGAUUCAUCCAAAUGGGGGUACCCCUAAAAAUGGCGAAAAAAUCGGAGUACCUAGAAAUCAGCGCCGGAGACCACCAUUUAUGCGGGCUGCGGAAACCCUUGAUGGGUAAGUUGAGAAACACUUCCUUAGUCGAUUGUUGGGGUUACAACAUGACAAAAAGCUACAAUUUCGAUGGGCAGAUCCAAUCAAUUUCCGCCGGUUCUGAGUUUAAUUGUGGCCUCUUUGCUCAAAAUCGGAGCGUAUUUUGCUGGGGCGAUCAAACCAGUAGUAAUGUGAUAGGGUUAGUACCGAAAGAGUUGAAAUUUCGAAAAAUUGCAGCAGGGGGUUUCCAUGUAUGUGGGAUUCUCGAAGGGGUUAAUUCGAGAGUUGUUUGUUGGGGGUCUAGUUUGGAUCUUGAACAAGAGAUUUCUAGCGGGUCGGGUUUGUAUUCGGGUCAACUGAACGUUGACUCUGCUCCGGUGGAUAAUAUGUUGUCUGUAGUUGGGGGAAAAUUUCAUGCUUGUGGGAUUAGGAGUAGUGAUAGAGGUGUUGUUUGUUGGGGUUAUACAGUUGAUAAGAGCACACCGCCACCGAAUGGAGUUAAGCUUUACGAAAUUGCUGCCGGCGAUUACUUCACUUGCGGAAUUCUCGCGGAGACGUCGCUUUUACCCGUUUGUUGGGGGGUUAGUUUCCCUACGUCUCUGCCUUUAGCAGUUUCGCCGGGAGUUUGCAAGUCGACGCCAUGUUCGAGCGAUUCGUACGAGUUUGAAAACGCGAGUUUGCCUUGCAAGUCUCGCGGGUCCCACAUUUGCUUGCCUUGUAGCAACGGCUGUCCUAACGAAAUGUAUGUGAUCAGUGAGUGCAGUUUGAAAUCCGAUAGGCAGUGCGGGUACAACUGCUCGGUUUGCAGUUCGGACGAGUGCGUGAGGUCGUGUUCGAACGCUGCUAUUGAAAGAAACGAGAGCGAGAAGAAGUUCUGGUCGGUGCAAAUGCCGAUCGUUAUUGCGGAAGUUUCUUUCGCUGUCUUCUUGGUGACAGCUGUCGCUUUGAUUUCGGUUCUGUACGUUCGGUACAGGCUGAGGAACUGCAGGUGCUCGGAAACUUCUACUGCAAGUACUACAAAUGGUUCUUUACGUAAAGAGAGUGGUAAAAUCCGACCCGAUUUGGACGAGAUGAAAAUUAGGAGGGCUCAAAUGUUUUCUUACGAAGAACUCGAAAGAGCAACGGGUGGAUUUAAGGAAGAAUCGGUCGUGGGAAAGGGUAGUUUUUCGAGUGUUUUCAGAGGUGUAUUAAAAGACGGCACAACAGUUGCAGUAAAACGAGCUAUAGUCUCACCCGAUUUGAAAAAGAACUCGAAAGAAUUUCACACCGAGCUCGAUUUGCUCUCGAGGCUAAACCACGCACACUUGCUCAAUUUGCUCGGUUACUGUGAAGAGAGCGAAGAGAGGCUCUUGGUUUACGAGUUCAUGGCUAACGGCUCAUUACACCAACACCUCCACAGUAAAGAAAACGAAACGAAGGAGCAAUUCGAUUGGGUGAGGAGAGUGACAAUCGCAGUACAAGCAGCUCGAGGAAUCGAAUAUCUACACGGCUACGCUUGUCCACCUGUCAUCCAUCGUGAUAUUAAGUCCUCAAACAUUCUAAUAGACGAAGAGCACAAUGCACGCGUGGCAGAUUUCGGGCUUUCCUUACUCGGGCCUGCAAAUAGUAGCUCGCCAUUGGCCGAGCUGCCAGCUGGCACCCUCGGAUACCUCGACCCCGAAUACUACAGGCUUCACUACCUCACGACGAAAUCCGAUGUUUAUAGCUUUGGUGUUUUGCUAUUGGAGAUUCUUAGUGGGAGAAAAGCUAUCGACAUGCAGUACGAAGAAGGGAACAUAGUCGAAUGGGCUGUGCCUUUGAUUAAAGGUGGCGAAAUCGAUGCGAUUCUUGAUCCGUUCUUGAAGCCCCCGUCAGAUCUUGAAGCGCUGACUAGGAUCGCUAAUAUAGCGUGCAAGUGUGUGAGAAUGAGAGGGAAGGAAAGGCCUUCGAUGGAUAAGGUUACUACAGCUUUGGAGCGUGCUUUGGCUUUGUUAAUGGGGAGCCCGUGUAACGAGCAGCCGAUUCUGCCGACUGAGGUUGUUUUGGGGAGUAGUAGGAUGCAUAAGAAGACUUCUCAAAGAUCGGGGGGCAAUCGGUCGAAUUCGGAAAAUGAUGGGGCGGAAAUGGAAGAUCAGAGAAUCGAGAUUAGGGCUCCGUCUUGGAUUACUUUUCCGAGCGUGGCUUCUUCGCAGAGGAGGAAGUCUUCUGUUUCGGAAUCGGAUAUUGUUGAUGGAAAGAAUAUUCCGGAAACUAAAAACGGGGGUAACGGGAAUAUUGUCGGAGAUGCUUUGAGGAGUCUCGUGGAAGAGAUUGGUCCCGCUUCUCCUCAAGAACAUUUGUUCUUGCAGCAUAAUUUCUAGGCUAAAGGUAAAUAUAUAUAAUGUGGCCGAUUUUGUAUAUUUUUAUCGUAAUUCGGCGGUCGAGUAAGCGAACUAUAUAUAUGUAUAUGUAAUUCUUGCAUUGGUGUUAUUGCAAGCUUUUUUGAACUAGUACUAAUUCGGAGGCGUUGUUCGAAUGUUCGUAUUUAUUCUGUCUCGGGUAAAGGUGUGUUCUUUACACGAACGGAGUACCAAACAACGUAUGACAAAAUGUUCGUUUCUCGUUUCGUUUUCUUGCGAAAUAUUUAUAGAGUAGAUGGAGUUUUGUAGUUUC